GAGAGAGAGAGAGAGCAUGAGUUUCCAUUUUCAUCAAAGGUGUCUCUUUCCACCAAACCUCCUGCGGUUUGGAAUUGUUAUAAAAGCUGGGAACCCUAAUUUUUCCUUUUAUGGUCGAGCCAUGGAAGCUAAGUAGCGAAUUUUCCCUGAAAUGAAAUUGAGGAACACUGCAAAUAGACAAGCUUCUGCUCAGAUGAGAGAAUACGAUGGUGUAACAUACGUGGGUAUUGAUGAGGCAAUUCCUCCCACGGUUGAUAACUUCAAGAAGGUUUCUGUUUUACCUCUUGUUUUCCUGAUCUUUUAUGAGGUAUCUGGGGGCCCCUUUGGUGUUGAGGACAGUGUUCAGGCAGCUGGCCCCCUUCUAGCCCUUCUUGGGUUUCUGGUUUUCCCAUUCAUAUGGAGUGUUCCCGAGGCCCUAAUAACUGCCGAAAUGGGUACCAUGUUCCCGGAGAAUGGAGGAUAUGUUGUUUGGGUCUCAUCAGCUCUGGGACCAUAUUGGGGUUUUCAGCAAGGUUGGAUGAAAUGGCUAAGUGGUGUCAUUGAUAAUGCACUGUACCCAGUUCUGUUUCUGGAUUAUCUGAAAUCAGCAUUCCCAGCUUUAGGUGGUGGUUUACCAAGGAUAGUGGCCGUGUUAUUAUUGACUGUGGCACUCACUUACAUGAACUACAGGGGUUUGACGAUUGUCGGAUGGGUUGCCGUGCUCUUAGGGGUGUUCUCAAUUCUCCCUUUUGUGGUUAUGGGACUUGUUGCAAUCCCAAAACUGGAGCCCUCGAGAUGGUUAGUCGUAAACCUGCAUAAGGUUGAUUGGGGUUUGUACCUUAACACUCUCUUCUGGAAUCUGAACUAUUGGGACUCGAUUAGUACUCUGGCUGGAGAGGUGGACAACCCAAAGAAAACUCUCCCUAAGGCUCUCUUUUAUGCUUUGAUCUUGGUUGUUCUUGGAUAUUUUUUCCCUCUUUUGAUUGGUACUGGAGCUGUUCCUCUGAACCGUGAUUUGUGGACAGAUGGUUAUUUCUCGGACAUUGCUAAAAUUUUAGGUGGAGUAUGGUUGAGAUGGUGGAUUCAAGGAGCUUCUGCAUUGUCUAAUAUGGGUAUGUUCGUGGCUGAGAUGAGCAGUGACUCUUUCCAACUUCUGGGGAUGGCAGAACGGGGGAUGCUUCCUGGGUUCUUUAGCAAGAGGUCUCGUUAUGGAACCCCUUUGAUUGGAAUAUUGUUUUCGGCCUCAGGGGUAGUUUUGUUGUCAUGGCUGAGCUUUCAAGAGAUUGUAGCUGCAGAGAACUUCUUGUACUGUUUUGGAAUGAUUUUGGAGUUUAUAGCAUUUGUAAAGUUAAGGAUGAACUACCCAGCUGCCUCAAGGCCAUUUAAGAUUCCAGUGGGGACAGUUGGAGCCAUUUUGAUGUGUAUUCCUCCAACUGCAUUGAUCUGUGUGGUUUUAGCUCUUGCUUCUCUGAAGGUUAUGGCAGUAAGUUUUGCAGCUGUGCUGAUUGGUCUUGUUAUGCAGCCUGGUCUCAAGUACAUUGAGAAAAAGAAAUUGGUCAAGUUCUCUGUAAGUUCUGACCUUCCAGAACUUCAUCCAAAUCAUGAGAGUACUGAAUCCUUAAUGGAUUGAUCAAAUGUUUAAAUUUGACGUGCAAUGAUUAUCCCUGAAUAUGGUGCAAACCA
This is a messenger RNA of Telopea speciosissima, 1662 nucleotides long. RefSeq names its product probable polyamine transporter At1g31830. NCBI's taxonomy places the organism in Eukaryota, Viridiplantae, Streptophyta, Magnoliopsida, Proteales, Proteaceae. The record is from RefSeq and is a predicted model, not a curated record. Gene Ontology annotation, biological process: transmembrane transport. Gene Ontology annotation, molecular function: transmembrane transporter activity. Bases 152 to 1609 code for a protein of 485 amino acids. Gene Ontology annotation, cellular component: membrane. The transcript has 2 exons.